Messenger RNA from Pochonia chlamydosporia 170, 1377 nucleotides. Its product is annotated as G-protein coupled receptor. The record is from RefSeq and is a predicted model, not a curated record. The transcript is spliced from 4 exons. Gene Ontology annotation, cellular component: plasma membrane. NCBI's taxonomy places the organism in Eukaryota, Fungi, Ascomycota, Sordariomycetes, Hypocreales, Clavicipitaceae. Gene Ontology annotation, molecular function: G protein-coupled receptor activity. The coding region runs from base 1 to 1377 and encodes 458 amino acids. Gene Ontology annotation, biological process: cell surface receptor signaling pathway; adenylate cyclase-activating G protein-coupled receptor signaling pathway.
AUGGAGAGCAGCGACGACGGAUCGAUCCUCAGCACCGACCACAUCAACACCCUUAUCACCCUCGAACGUACCGGUGCGAGUCUAUCCAUGGUUGCUAUCCUUGUAACCGUCGCCCCCUUCGUGACUUUCAAGAAGCUCCGUACAACCCCAAACAUGUUUCUCGUGUGUGCUUCUGUAGCAAACGCCGGGGCAAGCGUAGCCUCGAUGAUGGGCUACGAUGGACUACGCAUGGGCGAGGACUCGGCGCUUUGUCAGGUUCAAGGCUUCAUGUUCCAAUGGUUCAUGCAGGCUGACCCGUGGUGGUCGUUUGCCAUGGCGGUCAAUGUUUUUCUGGUAUUUUUUAAUAAUGCUAACCCGUGCAACUUUCAAAAGUACACAUGGGUGUAUUGUGUGAUAUGUUUCGGCGGGCCCAUGCUGCCUGCGACUAUACUUCUUUCUAUUCGUAAUGAUGAGAGGGGGCCCGUCUUUGGUGAUGCAGCAUUGUGGUGUUGGAUUAGACCGAAAUGGAGCAUCAUCCGUCUCUACGCAUACUACAUUCCUAUUUGGAUCUGCAUUGUUUUCUCCAUCUUCAUCUAUAUUGCUGUUGGAUAUCAUGUCUUUCGGCACAGGAAUCAGCUGCGUAAUGUUACAUUUCAGGUUUCGAAUAGUAAUUACCGGAAUGGAUCCUUGUCUGAUAGCGAGAAUAUGACCUCAGUAGAAGAGAAUUCCACGGAUGAAAAUAGCUGCUACAGACUCGUUCCCAUGGGAGUCCAAGUUACAACCAACUUUUCAAGUUUCGUCGAGGACCAUCCUCCCCUGCCCCCUCACGUUGCUCAUAGAACAACAUCUCGUAGCGCGUGGUUGGAUUCUCACAAUGACUCUGAUAGCGAAAUGGCCCUCCCGACUCCACAAUUUGAAACGAUAUGUUCCUCUGGAGGGCAGCAUAAGAAACGCACAACCCUUGCGGGUAGACUGGGAAACCUCACUUCGACAGCCUCAAUGAAGCUGAAGCGCCUGGAUCCGGUGAAGAUGGCGUAUCUUCGGACAAGCUUCAUCUUUGGGUUUUCCGUGCUAAUUACAUGGAUUCCAAGCUCAGUCAACAGACUUUACAGUCUUGCCAAUGGAGGGCAAGUCAGCUAUUCUCUCAGCAUCGCGAGUGGCUGUGUCUUGCCACUUCAAGGUGUAUGGAACGCAAUCAUCUUCUUCACGACGAGCUGGUCCACGGUGCAGGCCGAAGCGAGAAUUAUAAAGACUAAAUUUGGAUACGGCGUAGGUGACUGCCGAUCUCGCUUAGAGAGCAGAAUGGACAUUUCAUCGAACGAAAGGUGCGAUGCAUUCAGCGAGUCCCAGCGAGACGGGUUGCACCUCCCCGAUAUGGAGACUCACGAAACAAAGUGA